Quercus lobata is the source of this 511-nucleotide messenger RNA. RefSeq lists its product as uncharacterized. The transcript has 3 exons. The coding region runs from base 54 to 413 and encodes 119 amino acids. Gene Ontology annotation, cellular component: chloroplast envelope. NCBI's taxonomy places the organism in Eukaryota, Viridiplantae, Streptophyta, Magnoliopsida, Fagales, Fagaceae. The record is from RefSeq and is a predicted model, not a curated record.
CUCUCUCUCUCUCUCUAUCUAUCUCUCUGUGUGUAAACUUGGAUUGAAUAAAAAUGGCAAUCGGGAAGAAGAGCUUGAUGUCAUCGGCACCAUGGAGGGACGAAGAGGAAGCCACCGAGGAGUCCCAAGACGCAAAGCUCAAGGUCACAAAGCAGCAGCCUGGAGCUGAGUCAGUGAUGCACGUGCCUCGCAAGAAGAAAGACAAGUCCAAAUGCCACGACCAUGACAAUUACGAUGAUGAUUCCCUCGUCGAGAUUGACCCCCAGCUUCGCUACAGCUUUCAACGUAACUACCAGUUUCUUCAACGAGUAUUCAGCAUUGACACCAUUGUGAAACCUCUUCCGCCUGCCAUGGCCUACAAUGUUUCCCGCAACUUGAACUUCUUCACGCGCAUUUCCACACAAUUCUUUUAACCAGAAGGUAUAGCAAAUGCCCAAAAAUCUUUAGGGAUAGGACAGGAGGAGAAGGCUCGUCGUAUUCAUUGAAAAGGAGAGAGAAAAAAGGAAAAUGA